AUGGCGUCACGUGGAUGGGAGCGCGACGAAGACCUGGCUCGGCGUGACGACGCCUCUAGCGCCACCGCUAAAGCUGCACCAGCUACACAGGACGGUGGAGAAGAUGCGAGCAAUUUGGACGCGCCUGUCGUGACCCAGAAGCGGCGACGCAACAUGCUGCGCGAGUCGCACCUCGUCUCGGCCGAGGGCUUUAAGAAGGUGCAUCGAACAUUCCCGUACCAGGUUUCAGCUGAUGUAUCUGGCCGAGAGUCACAAUCUUUGGCGUCGUUGAUCAAUAUGUACAAGCAAUGGGCCUUCGACUUGUACCCGGGUCUAAACUUUGAGGACUUUAUUGACCGGGCGGAGACGCUGGGCAAAGGACAUCAGGUGCAAGGACUCAUGAUAGAGCUACGGGAGAAAGAAAAAAUGAAGGCUGUGAAGAAAAGAGAAGAAGAAGAGGAGAAAGAGCGGGAGGAGAAGGGAGAGAGUGACAGUGAAGGCGAGGAAGCCAUGCUUUAAGACCAACGCCUUAAAAUGGAUACAUUUGUAUGUUACACUUUGCAA
Messenger RNA from Phytophthora infestans T30-4, 543 nucleotides. RefSeq lists its product as uncharacterized. NCBI's taxonomy places the organism in Eukaryota, Oomycota, Peronosporomycetes, Peronosporales, Peronosporaceae. The record is from RefSeq and is a predicted model, not a curated record. Gene Ontology annotation, molecular function: DNA binding. Gene Ontology annotation, cellular component: nucleus; replication fork protection complex. Gene Ontology annotation, biological process: replication fork processing; DNA damage response; replication fork arrest. The transcript has a single exon. The coding region runs from base 1 to 498 and encodes 165 amino acids.